CCAGGUUUAUAUUCUUUCUCAUGUUGUUUGCAGUGAGGCGAUGGCCAAUCCACGAUAUUCCCAUUGUGGACGCUUAUGGCUAGUUCCGUGUGAGUGCCACGUAAGAGGUGUGGUGUAGCUCCUUUGGGUGCGGAGAAUACGGAAAUAAAUGGACAAUAUUCAAAGAUAUCCGGUAACAUACCAGGCCGUUUUUCCUUGGCAAAAAACGGACUGGGAACGAGGCCAGAAUACCCUAUCACUGCCAAAGUUAGCCACUGGAUAUAGGAAGAGUUCAUCAAGACUUUGUGACGUG
Molecule: messenger RNA, 292 nt
Organism: Geodia barretti
Lineage: Eukaryota; Metazoa; Porifera; Demospongiae; Tetractinellida; Geodiidae
Source: the annotation of a GenBank genome assembly